This is a messenger RNA of Castor canadensis (American beaver), 1646 nucleotides long. The record is from RefSeq and is a predicted model, not a curated record. Lineage: Eukaryota; Metazoa; Chordata; Mammalia; Rodentia; Castoridae.
CGGAGGAGCAAUGGUCACCCGGGAUCGAGCUGAGAAUAGGGACGGCCCCAAGAUGCUGAAGCCGCUUGUAGAGAAGCGGCGCCGGGACCGCAUCAACCGUAGUCUGGAAGAGCUGAGGCUGCUGCUACUGGAGCGGACCCGGGACCAGAACCUCCGGAACCCGAAGCUGGAGAAAGCAGAGAUACUGGAGUUCGCCGUGGGCUACUUGAGGGAGCGAAGCCGGGUGGAGCCCCCGGGGGUUCCCCGGUCCCCAGCCCAGGACGCCGAGGCGCUCGCCAGCUGCUACUUGUCCGGUUUCCGCGAAUGCCUGCUUCGCUUGGCGGCUUUCGCGCACGACGCCAGCCCCGCCGCCCGCGCCCAGCUUUUCUCUGUGCUGCACGGCUACCUGCGCCCCAAACCGCCCCGGCCCGAGCCGAUAGAUGCGAGGCCUCCAGCGCCACGUCCACCGCUGGACCCCGCCGCACCAACCCUUGGCUCAGCGCUGCAUCAGCGCCCCCCAGUGCACCAGGGUCCCCCCAGCCCGCGCUGCGCGUGGUCCCCAUCCCACUGCUCCCCACGCUCUGGGGAUUCCGGCGCGUCAGCGCCCCUCACCGGACUGCUGCCGCCGCCGCCGCCACCUUACAGACAAGACGGGGCGCCCAAGGCCCCGCCGCUCCCACCGCCCGCUUUCUGGAGACCUUGGCCCUGAGCUUUGGAGGGAUGGGAGCAGAGGCUGGGGGUGGGGUAGAGACUCCAGCCUGAGGGCAGCAGAGGGACCCGGGCGUCCGGGCGAGGUGUUGGGGAGGGCGGCGGGGCGCGCGGGCUCAGCGCGCGGGUGAGAUGUGGUCUAUAUUAGAGUAUCUAUAUAAAUAUAUAUUUCCCUGGUUCCUGUCCCUUUUCCCUGCCCCACUACCCUGCGUCUAGGAUUGUACCCUCUCUGCUCCAGCCCAGUCCUAGUCCCUUCCCAAGUCCCUAGUGCAUGGAAUAAAGUGGUUAUUAAAUCCCCGUGUGUCCCCGAGCCAGGGGCCUGCCUUUAUCUCGGCGUCCACACCCACUUUCCUUUCCCUUCUGUCUCCCAUCCCCAGUCCUGCUCUCCACAGCCCAAGCUCCGGGGCAGACAGGUAAGUAAAGAAGAGAGCAGAGUGGAGCCUGAGGUUGGAACUGAAACCAAGUAAAAAACAGAUAUAGGGAAUGGCGAAGGAGAUGAGGGCCUUUAAGUGAAAGCCGAAAAAAGAAAAGAAAUAAAACCGACUCUGGUGGGAUUCGAACCCACAACCUUUGAAUCGCUUUUUCGUCACUAGAAGUCCAAUGCGCUAUCCAUUGCGCCACAGAGCCACCUGGCGGGCGGCGGCGUCUCGCCGCUUACGGGUACUAGCAUGGAAAGGGGUGGGGGGGCGGAGGGGAGUGUGCGAGGAAAUUGGGCGGGGCGUACCAGGAGCUGGUGAUUAAGAGCUCAGAAGCCAGCCGGGAAGUAGCCAGCACAAAGCACGUGAGCCAGGUGUCAGUGAGGGCACGCAGGCAAGCAAAGAUCAGGGAGCGAGUGCAACCGAAGUUGAGCUACCGAGCGAGUGCAAAACUCUGGCUGCCCGCUUGGGGAGUGCAACCAGCUCAGGUGUACUCCAUUACUAGAUGGGGUCUCACCAAAUAAACUUGUUUUGUUGUAAAUU